Molecule: messenger RNA, 862 nt
Organism: Clunio marinus
Lineage: Eukaryota; Metazoa; Arthropoda; Insecta; Diptera; Chironomidae
Source: the annotation of a GenBank genome assembly
UUUACUGUAUUCAGUUAAUAGUCAGUAAAAGUUUUGUUUUGACUUGCGUUGAAACGCAAUAAAAUUUUCCACUUUCUUUAAGCUGCAGACUAAGUAAUAUAUACCUAUAUCUAAUAUAAUGGCUCUUCGAGGAGCAUCAAAAUUGUUUGCAUUGAGACGAAUUCAAAGUGUACCCGUUGCUCUUUAUCAUGAAAAUGUUUUAGAGCAUUACGAGAAUCCAAGAAACGUUGGCUCACUUGAUAAGAAAGAAAAAAAUGUUGGUACAGGUCUUGUUGGUGCACCUGCAUGUGGAGAUGUCAUGAAACUUCAGAUCAAGGUUGACGACGACGGAAAAAUCAUUGAUGCAAAAUUUAAGACAUUCGGCUGUGGAUCUGCAAUUGCUUCAAGCUCUUUGGCAACAGAAUGGGUUAAGGGAAAAACUUUAGAUGAAGCCGGAAAAUUAAAGAAUACGGACAUUGCUAAGGAACUUUGCCUUCCACCAGUUAAAUUGCAUUGUUCAAUGUUGGCCGAAGACGCAAUAAAAGCAGCAUUAGCCGAUUACAAGAAGAAACAAUCACCAAAGGAUGUUUGAAAUGUCCAAAUAGAAUAAUUUUCGUUCAAUUACGCUGAUACUUAAGUAUUUCAGGGAUUGAUGUUUGGCAACAAAAAUAAUUUUUCUUUAGACUGUGUAUGAAAUGAAAUUAGUGAAAUCACACAAGUUGCUGAUUUCAAACAAAACUAAAUAAAAAUAUAAAACAGCGCAAAGCGCAUUGUGAGGAGAAUUUGCUUUGUUUAUUAACAAAUUGUUUUCAUCAUUGUAGUUAUCGAAAAUUUUUCUCGUCCAUUGUUAUCAUUGUGAGUUUGUUUUAAAUGUGUUCAUGAA